This is a messenger RNA of Trematomus bernacchii (emerald rockcod), 13245 nucleotides long. RefSeq names its product dynein heavy chain domain-containing protein 1-like. NCBI's taxonomy places the organism in Eukaryota, Metazoa, Chordata, Actinopteri, Perciformes, Nototheniidae. Gene Ontology annotation, molecular function: dynein intermediate chain binding; ATP binding; dynein light intermediate chain binding. Gene Ontology annotation, biological process: microtubule-based movement. The record is from RefSeq and is a predicted model, not a curated record. Gene Ontology annotation, cellular component: dynein complex.
AUGGCCUCAGCACUGGGGGCCGACAUCCCCAUCAGAGCUCCUGAUGAGAGCACAGCACACAGUCUCACAGAGAAAGCUGAAUCAAUCAAAGUCCCAACAUGUAGGGAUAACAAGAUAACGGCUGUGAAGAAUGGGAAACCAGCUCCAGAUCCUCUCAGCGGUACAGAGGUGUUUCAAAUGUUCACCGAGAGGAGAGGCAGACGAGAGCUGGAGCUGUUCUACCUGAAGGAAGUGGAGGGAGACUCUUACAGACCCUAUGACCUGCGGGUGGUGCCCUGCAGUGCAGCGGGAUCUGAACACUUCAUCUUCUCUCCUCACUCUGUUCUUCAUGUGACACAAAGAGGAUAUGGAGGACUGCUCAGUCUGUCAGAGUGGUUCAGAGAGUCAGUUCUGUGGAGAGAUGUGCAGGAAAUCCCCUUCUUCAGAGACUUCACACUGAGGAGAGCUUUCACCAGGUGGCGGAGAAAUGUCCGUAAAGUCAUCUUUCAGCGCAGGUGUAAGGAUCUUCAAGAUGUUCUGCUUAUCGCUGUGCCUCAGUUCAGAAAUGCUCUUCUUCUGUUCAACAGAACCAUUGAGGAGGUGAAAGGGACCCACUGGCUGCCUCAGGAGGAGAAUACAUCUUUCACUUUGCUGGAAUUUAAGGAUGUUCUGAUGACCAUGAGUCAGGAGUGUCUGCAGAUAUUAGAGAAGUUAUCACAGCACCGUGCUGCCAUCCUAAAUAAGGUGAGGGAGCACAGCUACAGGACUCAGCAGGAGCUGCAGCUGCACCUGGAGUUCAGUCUGAAGCCGAGCAGAAGCGUUGAGCCGCUGCACCGCCAGCUGCUCCACCAGCAGCAGCUUCUCUCACAGCUCAGCAGGUCUGAGAGCGUCCUGCAGAGGCUGGGCAGCUUCUCUGCUCUCAUCAACACCAUCACCGUGCAGAGCAUCGUCUCUCUCAUCACUCAGGACCUCACUCAGUUCACCAGCAGGGUCCUGAAGAGAGGUGAACGUGAGGGCUGUUUGUUCCACACUGAGCUGAGUCUCAGGGAUGAUCAGCUGACGGUGGACCCCCCCACACAUCUGCUGCAGGAAGCUGUGAGCGGAGCCAUACUGACUGUAAAAGACUCUGUAAUACAGAUGUGUGUUUCUUGUGGACUCUUCCUGGAGAUCAGCAACACUUCUGAUGUCUCUCAGGAUUCACCCUCUGACUUCACAUGUAUUGAGCAUCAUAUCACAGGGGAGGAUAACAGCGGUGAACAGUGUUGCUCCUGGAGGUUGCACAGAGAAGCGUCCUCUCGCUGGCUGCAGCUGCAGAAGCGAACCUCUCUGCUGCUGCAGGGCCGCCGGCUGCACGGCUGCUUCCCCCCCCUCACCCAGAGCCAGCUGCAGCAGCAGAUCCACAUCCACAUCCUCACAACACAAGCUGAGGAGGAGCAGGCCGGCGUCAUGCAGGAAGCAGACCUAGAGAUCCAGCAGCUGUGUGAGAGCUUCUCCUGGUUGGUGGACAUUAAUGUGUUCAUUAGUGAAAGGAGUAUUUCCUCUCUGGCCUCCCUGAAGGAUCAGCCUGCUUCACAGUACCAGGAUCUGAUAGAGAAGACCCGCUGCCUGACAGAAAGACUCUCCAGCGUCCCCUCCUCUGUCUCCACCUCCAACCAGCUGAUCAACAUCCAGUGCAGCCGCAUCAAGGAGCCACUCCAGCAACAGCUGAGGUUGCUCGAGGAGAAACUGCAGCAGCAGCUGGUGCAGCAGAUCCAGACUCUCUCUGAAAACGUCUCAUCAGACCUGCAGAGAUAUGCUGCUCGACUCAGGACAGAACCAGGAGACCUGCAGGAGCUCUCCACAUACGCUCUCAUGAUGAGGGAGUGUGUGAAGAUGUGUCCUGACAUGCAGAGACAUUUGGAGUACAUUCACUCCCUCCAGGAAACUCUCUGUAAGAACUACAGGAAGAUGACUGAACAGGAGGAGACUGUGAAAGAAAAGAUGCUGGCCUUGUGGGAUGGCUUCAUUCCCCUCCUAAAGGAAGCAGACAGCAUUGUGUCUUGUCGUCUUCCUUCAAUGGCAAACGCCUUGGACGCCAUGUUCUCAGUCUUGGCCUGCGACCUUAAAAACACCGUCUCUAAAGCUACAGCCGGACCCUUCAUCGACCCGAGCCAGGAGGCUAAAGAGAUGGUUUCCAGACUGAGCCUCAUGUGUGUUCAUGUGCAGAAUCUCAACGCAAAGCUGGAGCAACUGAGCAGCAAAAGUCAAAACCUACACGAACAUCCAAAGGAUUUGUCCAUUUUAACAGCCGAUGUUCAGAGGGUCAAAGCCUGUAAAGAGUUGUGGGAGAUCGUCUCUGCGUACACAACAUGGAGAGAAGAGUGGAAACAGCUGCUUCUCACUGAGGUAGUGGUGUCAGAAGCUCAGGGGAAAAUUGCCAAGUGGAAGGAGCGAACUUUGUCUCUAACAAGCAUCAUACCUACCCAUGAUGCAGUGCUGAAGCAGGCUUUAGGAAACCUGGAAAGUUUAGAGUAUCACGUUGAGGUCAUGGCCAAACUGCAAAGCCCAAUGCUGACACACAGACACUGGAAAGACAUUUUUGAAGGCAUGGGUCUGCGGUUUGUCCCAGAGAAGAAGGUGACUGUCGCUGAACUGACGUCUCUACCUCUUGAAGUUCACCAGGAACUAAUCAACAAGAUAUGCAGGGAUGCACAAGCAGAGUAUAACAUGGAGCAGAACUUCAUAAAGCUUCAACAGGAAUGGAAACCCAGACUAUUCCAGCUGGAUAAAUUCACUCUGCCUGUUUGGCAGCAUCAAAAACCACAACAUGUAUUACCAGAAACAAAGAAACCCACAGAGGGCACAGUUUCAAAACUCCAAACUGCCAAUCAACACACCUGUAAUGAUCCAAGACUCAUCGUCAUUGGUCUGGAGAUACACUUUGCUGAGAUAGAGAACGAUUUGAUGACUCUGUCCACCAUGUUGAAGUCCCCACACAAUGUUGAGUUCAGGCUGCAGAAUGAACAUUUGUUCCAAUCAAUGCACGAUCUCGGGAAGCUGCUUUGUUUAUUUGAAAGAUACCAGCAGUUAUGGGCUUUCUUGACCAAGAUGUUCCAUGAAACAUCCAUAAGUGUGCAGAGUGUGGAGCUGCUGGAGCAAUUCCAACCAAUUGAUGAGACCUUUAAGGAUAUUAUUCAGUCUGUCUCAAGUGACACUCAUGUGUGGAACUUUGUUAAUCCAAAGAAAACAAAUGAGAGAUUUCAUGGCAGAAACUUCCACCAGAUUCUCAUUGACGGUGUCUCGACAAUGGAGGCCAUUUCCAGCCAGAUGUCUGACUUCCUGGAGAGCCUCUGUCAACAGUUUCCAAGACUGUGGUUCUUAAGUGAUAGGGAGAGGAUACAGCUACUCUCCUUUGAACCAACGUCUUGCACACUGCAGCCUUUUGUACGCAAAUGCUUUAAAGGGAUACGUUGGCUAGAAGUGGAUUGUGUAGUACCAUCUAAUCAGACAGGUGUAAAGAUCUGUGGGGCUACAUCUGAGAGUCAGAUGAAGGUUCUGGGGUUUUUCGGCAGCCUCCAGGAGCACAUUACCUUUCCAUCUCCUUUGGAACCAAAUCCCAAUGCCUUAGGUUGGCUGUCUAUCUUUGAGAAAGAGUUAACGUUGACCAUGGUGCAACUCAUGAAGAAAUGUGCUAUUGUGAGAAUCCAGCUUGAACCACCCACUGAAGAUGUGGCAUUUGAUAAAGAAGUAAAAGACAUUGUAUUUCAAAUUGCUGAAAGAAGGAAAGUCGCCCUCCCUGUGCUGGAUCUCGUGUCUGAAUACCCUCUUCAGUGUCUGCUGGUGGUGGAGGAGGCAGUUUGGUGCAAGUCUGUCCUACAAGCUUUCCAAGAGUCAAGUCCAGUGAUGUUAAGAAACAUAAAGGCAUACAACUCUGCAAAAUGGAAAACCCUUGGCCGUUUCAUCAGGGAUGGAGUCACAGGGUCUGACUGUGAGUCUUUGGUCUCUAAGUACAGGAUGAUGUGUCUGCGAGCUUUGGUGCAACUUACAAUGAAGCAUUCCCAGCAGCUUUCUCGGCUCAUGGAGGUACAGAGUCUUCCAGAGUCGUCUUUCGAGUGGCUAAGUUUCAUGAAGUAUCAUAUAAACUCAGAAGAUUGUAGUCUGACGGAUGAUCCAACAUGUCAUGUGGAUGUUUUGGGCCAUCGACUCCAAUAUGAUUAUGAGUAUUUUGGUCCAGAAGAUUGUGUGAUGGGACACACUCCAUCCACAGAUCGGGCGAUACUGGGGAUUCUCCUGGCUCUCACAAGCUACAGGUGUGGGUUUGUGAGGGGACCUUGCAUGUCUGGAAAGAAAACAACAGUGGUUCAGUUGGGAAAAGCGUUAGGGCGAAUGGUUGUCAACUUGCAAUGUUGUCCAACUAUGAGCCCCGGUGUUGUUCAGAGGAUGCUGUUGGGUGCUCUUCAGACUGGAGCAUGGCUUCUGCUGGACUCUGUAGACCUACUAACACAAGGAUUACUUUCAAUGCUGGGCCAGCAUCUAUUUGACAUCCAACAAUCCUUCGCAGAGUUCACAAAAAAGAAGAACCAAAGACUGAAAGAGGAGCCAAAGGACUGGAAUGCUGAUGGGGUCACAGAUUGCACAAACCUCCAUUCAGAUUGUCAAAUGGUGAUUGCAGGGAAAAGCAUUUCUGCCAGACCAAGCUAUGGAUGUGUUGUCAUCUCAUCCAAAGGGUAUUCAUCUGAGGUUCCAGAGAUUCUGCGGUGUGCUACCAGACCCAUCGCUUUAACCCUUCCAGAUUACAGGAUCAUCGCAGAAGUAAUGCUGACUUCCAUUGGUUACUCAGACGCUGUGUCUUUAAGUCAACGUCUGGUGGACCUCAUCAGCCUGGCCCAGGAUUCCCUCUGUCUGCCUGAUUCCAUCAAUGACCACCAGAGCUCCUAUCUUGUCCUCUUGCAAAAGAUCAUCUCUGCAUCUGAAAUGCACUUCCAACAAAGUGAAAGGCAAAAAGACAUUUCUGAUGAGGCCGAUCCUACACCUUCAGAAACUGUGACUGUCAGAGUUGAUGAUCAGGACAGAAAAGAAGCUGAAAAACCCUCCAGGUUUCUCAGUUCUCAUUUGUCCAUUAUACAGGGAUUAAUGGAGGAGACAGCCAUUGUCAAAGCCAUUCUUUCUGUCUCAUUACCUGUUCUUUAUGAACAAAAGAAAGCCUUGCAGUUCUCCAUCCUUCUCAAGGAAACAUUCCCUAUUGCAUGCCAGUUUCCUCUCUUCCAAGAGUACAUCGAGGAAGAAGAAAAGACUCAACUUAAAGAUGCACUAACAGAAGAAUUACAAAGGAAAUGUUUUCACGCUGACACUGAAAUAAUAAGCAGUUCUCUGAGACUCUACCAAACCAUGAAUCUCUCUCCCGCAGUUAUUCUCAUAGGCCCUUCAGGUAGUGGAAAGACAACCUGUCGCUGUGCUCUUGCUGAAGCACUCAAUCACCUGGCUGCUAAGACAGAAAAUGACAAUAGGAUGGAAGGAGAUACCCCACAGAUCUCAACCUGGAACUCUGUGGACACCGUGGUUUUAUUUCCUAAUGCCAUGUCCCACAAGGAGCUAUUUGGCAGCUUCUGUGAAAAGAGAGGAUGGCAAGAUGGAGCUGUAGUAAAGGUGCUGAGAGAUUCAGAACCAAAAAUCUGCAAAAAGAAGCAGAAAAGUGAUCAGAUACAUAAAUGGCUGGUGAUGGAUGGGAACCCUGUAGGCUGGUUGGACUACUUAACUACAAUGUGCAGUCCUCAGGACCAGUUUCUGUGCCUGUCAUCAGGGGAAAUACUGCCAUCCCAACCACACCUUAGACUAGUGAUGGAGGUCACUGAUCUACGUGAUGCAAGUCCCUCUGCAGUGACCCGCUGCAGCCUGGUUUAUUUCUCAGGUCCUGAUCUGUGGAAGGCUGUGUGGAGGAGUGAAAUGGAUGCUCUGUCUUCUGAACACAAACUAGAUCAAGGAACCUUGAAAAUGUGGAAUCGUUUGGCUGAAGAUCUGUUCUCCAACACGCUUACCGCUUUAACAUCUGCAAUCCAAAAUGAAGGAGAAUCUCUUGAAGGCGUUGUGCAUGGGAUGAGAGAAAUCAUGUCGUUUGUUCGGAUCCUACGAGCCCUCCUUCAGCAUGUCGGGAAGGAAGGGGACAAAGCUGGGGCAACACCACAAGUGGACAAAAAAGAUACCCCUCUACACAGAGCCGGAACAGACAGCAAAGGCCUGCUGAACAGAAACCUUUUCCUGGUGGCUUACAUUUGGGGAUUUAGUGGACAUCUGCAUCCUCGCCACUGGCCACGGUUCGACUCAGUAGCCCAUCAAGUGCUGUUUACCUGCCGAUACAGAAUUGUGGUUCCUGAUGGAGAGAGUGUGUUUGAAUACUUUUUUAACAUCGAGAUCAAGACAUGCCCCAAGAACACACUGCUGACAAACUCUGUCCCUCCCAUGUAUAGGAAGUAUGCCUCUCUUCUGAACAUCAUGUUGGAGGCGAACCAGCCGGUGUUGCUCUCAGGAGAACCCGGUUCUGGAAAAACGACUCUGUGCAGAACGUUGCUGAGUUUUGAGAAGCCACACAUUACUCUACCAGCCAGUCCUCUACUGAGAUCCAGAGACCUGCACACCGUACUGAAGACCAUCAACUGCACGAAGAACUGCAGAGACAAUCAAGGUCCCAAUGCAAAACAGACAGGACUGCUUCUCUUUGUGGAUGAUUUGCACGAAGCCCCCGGAGAUGUCUUUGGGAAGAUGUCUACGACUCUAGAAACGCUCCGACAGAGUAUCUCGACGGGACAGAUUCUAACAUUUGACGGCUACAACUUCAAGUUAUUGAGUGCUGCUUCCCUCAGCUACAUGGCCACCUGUUGUGUCUCUGGAUCACACAGUACAGUGAUUUCCUCCAGGCUCUCACGCCUGUUCUCCAACUUUGUGCUCCCCAGCCUUUCUAUGGACGUCAUAUUGUCUAUCCAUUCUCCUCGGCUAAAGAUGUGGCUCAAAGAAACACCACUAACGCAGAGUGCUGAGGAUAUGGCAUGUUGCAUUAUCACUGCAACUAAAAAUGUGUACGAUGCCGUGUGUGACCAAUUCAAGCCUACUGUGCAGAGGCCCCAUUUCAUAUUUUCCCAUCAUGACCUUCAGAAGGUGUUUAAGGGUUUGUGUCUUUGGCAGCCUGACAGAGGGACAAUGCAACAAAAGGAGGAAACAAUACUAAUCCUUCCAGAGUCUGAACCAGUCCUUAACAUCGCACAUCUCUGGAUGCAUGAGUGUUUGCGUACAUUCAGCGACAGGUUAUGCUCCGAGGAUGAAAGCAAAACUCUUGAGUCCCUCAUAGCCAUGACAGCAACAACUCACUAUGGAAGUAGAUUGGCUGAUGCAACUUCUCCUGUCAGUUUAGAUGUCACAAGACUUGAUAUUCACACACUCCCCUCGGACACAGAAGGUCAGCCAAUAGCUAAGAGUUUAGGUAACCGUCAUUUGCCUCAAGAGAAAAAACCAGCUGGACAAUCCGACCUGAAGGAAGGCCAGACAUUGACUGAACCUUCCUCUUUGUCUGGAAACAUUUCGUCAGUAGAAGAAAGCCUAAAAACUCACGCUAUGCAACCCCAGAUUCUUCAGCACAUGGAGGGCAAACUGGCUAAUCUUGUGUAUGGUCCUGAUCUUUCUGAGGCUCCAAUGAAUCAGAAACACAUUUUUAAGGGUAGCUUUACUUACCAGGACAGAGACCUUGAGGUAUUACUGCAGCAACUGCGUGUCCUCAUCAGCAGAAACAAGGAAGACAAAGGACAGGAAGCUGAUUAUAAUAUUUUAAAUAGAUGCAUGGUGCACAGACAGAGGGUGGGUCAGCUGUUACACAUCCUCCGGGCAGUGCUUAUACCCGGAGGUCACGGACUGCUGAUGGCCUCCAACAAAGGCACAGGUCGUAAAACCACAGUGCGUUUAGCUGCCUUUAUAACCGGAUACCUGCUGAUGGAGGUGCAUCCCGGUAACGAGGAUGAGUUGCAUGAAAUCCUCAAAGAAGCUGGGAACAAAACAAGAGUGGAUGGAGUUAGGGUCAUCAUACUGGUUCAUGAAGGAGUCAGUCAGCCAAUCAGAGGGGAGCUGCUGGCGGCGAUGGCUCACCAAACACAAGCAGGACUUUACACCGAGGAUCUGAGGAACGUUGUUUCCAGAGCGACUGAUGUGAGGAAGUCAAGACGAUAUCGUAUGGACUACUGGAUGUCUGAGAAGUACUUGAGCCAAAUCCAGAGAAAUGUGCACGUGUUCCUGUUGCUGCCCUUCAGAAUGACAGACAGCAGUGAGGUUCCUGCAAACAAUGGAGACCGUGGAUUGACUACACAGCUGAUGAAGGCUCUGAGCCUGAGUGUGUGUGUGGACGUUUACCAGCCGUGGUCCAGACUGUCUCUAGUGGAAGUUGCUGCUCAAUGCCUCAAAACAAACCCUCCUAAAACAGAGAGAGACACCUCAGAGGCCGGCCUGUCUGUGGUUAUGGCAGGAAUCCAUCAGUCUGCAUGUCAGUAUGCGUCUGUGCUGCUCAGAGAUCAGACGUUCAGCCCUCAGACCUUUCUGGAGUUUAUUGCACACUUUCAUCACCUCUGCAAACAUCUGCACACACAACAUCAGAGCAGAGCCAACAGAUUAGCAGCUGUUCUGUCCCGUCUCGAUGUGAUGAGCAGCGCAGCAGCUCGGUACAAACAGAACCUGGUGAAACUGCAGGAGGACGUUUCAGAGGCACAGCAGCGUGAGUUAGAGCUCCUCUCAGCGCUGGAUCAUCAGAGGAUUCUGCUGGAGGAGGCGCAGGAGAGUUGUGUCGUCGAGGAGAACAAGCUGUACGACCUGGAGGAGCAGAUCAGCCACGCUCACAAGCAGGUGGUCCCGGUGCUGCUGUCGGGUCUGAAGCUGCUCUCCUGUCUGAAUCCGUGCGACCUGGAGGAGGUGCGUCACUACAGAGACCCUCCUGAAGGAGUGGUGAGGAUCAUGGACGCCGUCUGUCUGCUUUUCAACCGUCCGCCGGGCUGGGAGAGUGCCAAGCAGCUGCUGGGACAAGACAACUUCUUCCAGGAGUUGGAGUUCUUUGAGCGCUGCAGUGUGACAGCAGACCGUCUGCAGCAGCUCGCUCUCAUGGUGCACAGCCCUCAGUUUGUCCCAGAGUCGGUGCAGGGGGUGAGCAGAGCCUGCGAGUCUCUGUGUCUCUGGGUGAAGGCCGUGUUCCAGUGCUGCUGCAUGCAACAACAGCUGGAGCUGAAGCAGCAGAUGGAGGCCACGGCCAGACACACUCGAGCCAAACUGAACCGCCUGGAGCUGCAGAAGAACGAGGCGAAGCGGCGUCAGGAGGAGGAGAAGAUACAGCUGGAGGGGGUGAGAGAAAAACUGAAGGAGACAGAGAAGAGGAUGCAAAUAGCGGAGAGAUCAGAGAGAGAAGCUGCUGCUGCUGUGGAGAAGAUGGAGACACUGUUCACAGAGUGGAGGGCUGCUAAACAGGAGGCGGAGUCAGAUCACAAGUCGUUAUCAGGAGACGCUCUCCUGCUCGCCGCCAUCAUCUCUUAUCUGAGCCCGUUUGGACCUGACACUCGUUCAGAGCUGCUGAACAAGUGGAGGGAUCUGAGUCAGACUGGAAGCAUCAAACUGACCCUAGAUGACCCUCGAACCCCCCUGUUCACCCCCCAUGCUUCUUCUUCUUCUCACCCUCCUCUGGGUUUCUUCCCCAUCCCAGUGUCAAAGAGGCUUCCUGUGGGGCGGGUGUUAGGGGGUCUGCAGGAGUCUUUUCCCAAUGAGAGGAUGCUGGUGAUGCUGCUGCUGUCGGGGAACACGAAGAGGGACUGGGUGCAGCGCUGGAACCUGCUCACUGACACCCAGACACACCUGGAUAUCCUGUCGAACAGCUGCAUACACACAGGAGAGAAGGCUUCCCUGGAGAAGGAGACGGAGUGUGAGACGGUGCUUUCUGCUGAUGAUCCUGAUCUGAUGCACAAACUGGACCAGGCUGCAGAGGAAGGUCUGAGAGUCCUGGUAACUCACGUUGAGCGAUUGACUCCCACUCCUCGGUUCCUGGAGAGAUUAUCCCGUCCUGCUGGAUGUUUCCUCCCAGGAUUAGAGCACCUUGUUCAGCCCCCUCACCCUGAGUUCUGCCUCCUCCUCAGCACCGACCUGCCUGCACACCUGCUGCACACAGAGAUCCAUCCCUCCGUCCUCUCCCUGGUCGCUGUGCUCGACCUCUCUCUGAGUUCAGCUGAGAUCCAGCAGCUGAUGCUGACUCAGCUCCUGCAGAACAAGAAGAAGAAACUGCUGAGUCGGCACUCACAGCUGCAGAGUGACAAACAGCUGCUGGAGCACAAACUGAUCUCAGAGCAGGAGUUUCUGCUGGACUCCAUCCUUCAGAGUGACUCCCCCCUGCUGCAGGAGGUGUGUGUGUAUCAGGAGGUGUGUGUGAGUCAGGAUUCGAUGCAGCAGCUUCAGUUUGACCUCCAGCUGCUCAGCGAGGAGCUUCAGCACCACGACGUCCUGCUGAAAGCCCCCAGAAACCUGGUGAAACUGGCUUCUACUUUCUACCAGGCUCUACAGGAGGUGUCCCGCCUCUCCUCUGAUUACUGCUUCCCCCUGCAGGGCUUCAUCUCCGCACUACAGGAGGCUUUUAUUGUGGAGGGGUGUGAGGUGGAGCUCAGUAACCGGCUGGUGGAGAAGCUGCUGCAUCACUACAGACCGAGUCUCUACAGCGCACAUCUUCCUGCUCUGGAGCUCCUCCUCUCCCUCGCUCUGCUCCAACACCACUCUCUCUGCUCUGAUGCGGAGAAGGCGGUGUUCCUCCGGGGCCUCCAGGACGUUCCACUCCCUGUCACCAAAAUAAAAGCGGGCUCCCUCCCUCCCAUUUCCUCCCUCCUGCCGGGUUGGAUCCCGCCUCCCAUCCUCCCCCAGCUGCUCCUCCUGGAGAGAAUCCUCCCCUUCAGAGGACUGAUCUCCUCCCUCUGCUCCUCCCCCGCUCAGUGGGACGAGUACCUGCACAGUGAUCACCCCCCGUCUGUAUCGGGUCCCGUUCCCUGCCGCUCUCACUCCCACCUGUCACUGAUACAGAGGGGGAUCCUCCUGAAGACCCUCCUCCCUCACAGUCUGCAGGGAUUGAACCAGGACAUGGCCGUGUACCACCGCCCCCUGCUGGGAGGGAGGGAGACCCUGUACAUCGGGAACCCCAAAGCCCUCUAUCAGUUCCUGAGAAAACAUGAGGGGCCUGUCAUCCUCACAUCACCCAAUCAGAGAGGAGAGGAGAGGACGAGCAUUCACCCUCUGAAAUUAAUUCACAGUCUGGCCCACUGUGGAGAAGACACUCAGGUAAUGUUAGUCGUUUCCUUUGGAGCUGACAGAGAGGUGAUUCUCUCACAUCUGAACACAGCUGCUACUGACGGACACUGGCUGGUGUUUAAUAACUGUCAGCUGCUGGAGACAUGGGACACUCAAGUCACCGCUCACAUCCACCAGCUGAUCUCCUCUUUAAGGGAGGAGCGACGCCUGAUUCACCCGAGCUUCAGACUGUGGUUUAUAACUCAGGAAAAUACAUCUACCUCCAUACCAGCGUCCGUGCGAGUGUGCGCUCUUCCUCUGGUGGUUUCCUCCUGCCUGGAUCUGAAGGAGCAGCUGAUCCUCUCCUUCCAGCAGCUUCACUCCUUCACACAGCGUCCAUCUUUAUCUGGAGUCUCUUCAGAGGACAUGGAGCUGUUAAUGAACACUGCCGUCUUCCACUCUGUGAUCCUGCAGAGACACAAACACAGAGGAGGGAGACACAGCUGGACUCAGGAGGACUUCCUCUCUCUGGUGGAAGCUCUGCUCUCUGUUGCCACUCUCUGCCAGGAUAAGGCUAAAGCUCUGCAGUGUAUCGCAGUACACCUGGUGCAUGGCGCUCAUGUUCUGGACUCUUCAGAUCGAGAGGAGGUGGACAGCAUCGCUAAGAUCUUCCUCAGCGGAGAGCCUCACUUCCUCUCAGAUAUCAUCAAAAACACCCGACAUUUUGAGCCUUCAGAUCUUCUUCAUGUUUUGGACUCAGAGAGCCUCAGUGACCUCCAGCUUCUCGGCUUCACUCCAGAUGUGGAAACUGAUAUCCUGAAGAACAAAAGCCUCCGUCUGAACACACUGCUGCAGAUCUCCCAGAAUCCUCCAGGAUCCAAGAGGAGUUCCUACACACAGAUAACCCCCUCCUCCUCCUCUUCACUGCUGUUCUUCAGAGACAGACUUCAGGCUGUGCAGACGUUCCUCUCUCACAGGAACAUCUGCACAGCUGUUUCUCCUCUGAAUGACUUCCUGCAGGAUGAGUGGGAUCACAUCACAGAUUCAGUUUCCUCACUCCUCUCUCAGCUUCAUCACUGCACCCCUCCUCUCCUGGAGGUGUCUCACCUGGAGAGGAGGGCGGAGCUUCUGGCUGUUUACCUCCAACACCACGCCUCCUCAGAUCCUCCAGGAGCGUUCAGACUGUCAGCUUUCAGAAACCCCAGAGGCUUCCUGCAGGCCCUGAGGAGAGAAGCUGCUCUAAAACACUGCAGAAACAUCAGUGACAUCACCCUGCAGUAUCAGGUCCUGAGUGACAGCUCACACUCUCUUCCUCUGGACGCUGUGUAUCUGUGUGGCCUGGAGUUGAGAGGUGCAUCAUGGGAUAUGCAGUCCGCGGCUCUUCAGGACUCUCUGCAGCCGCGCUCUCUGCUUCUGCUCUGUGUGAAAGCUAACGUCAGGAUCUCAAACAGAGUAGAGAAGAGUUCAGAUUUACAGGAAGUCCCUCCCCCUGCUGCCUCUCAGCUUCCUGUCUACCUGUGUCCACUCGUCCUCCAUGAUGAGGGCUCAGAAGAUGCUAAUAUCAUAGCUAAGAUUCCCCUUUAUGCUAAGCUAAGUCCUGUGUUGUGUAGCUUGAGGAGGGUGAGGCUGGUGAGUCUGCUCUGAUGCAGAAACACAACUGAUGGACCACUCUGGAUUUAUUAAGUCAUUCUACAGGAAAACCUUUGUAAAUGUAUUCAUCACUUCUGUGCAAGCCUCUUCAUGCAUUACGUUUCGUAAGGAUUCUGUAAUGUUCUUCAUUAAAAUGUUUUACACAUUGUCAUAAUGUCGCUUUAAAUCAUUGUGUUUGAUCUCCCAUUACUGCGACAGAGGCAGAGGACACAUUUACUGAUUCAAGAUUCAACUUGACAAACUCAAAAAAGCCUUGAAUCAUCACUUGGACUUUAACAACAAUGACUUUAACAACAAUGACUCGUUACUUUUCAUGCACUGAAAACACUGAAGCAUUGACUUUGAUUUAAUGUUUUAUGU